Molecule: messenger RNA, 695 nt
Organism: Chaetomium fimeti
Lineage: Eukaryota; Fungi; Ascomycota; Sordariomycetes; Sordariales; Chaetomiaceae
Product: putative peroxisomal membrane protein
Exons: 3
Coding region: 195-695 (166 amino acids)
Biological process (GO): hydrogen peroxide catabolic process; cellular response to oxidative stress; cell redox homeostasis
Cellular component (GO): mitochondrion; cytoplasm; peroxisome
Molecular function (GO): thioredoxin peroxidase activity
Source: RefSeq, a predicted model, not a curated record
CUCUCAAUGCGUUGAUGUGACGGGACUUGGAAGGAUCCACCGAAACCAUUGACCCCUCAACUUCUCUGCGCUAUAAACAACUCCCACUCCCCAGCAUCGACAACUUGAGAAACGAACCAACACAACUUGCCAUUCAAUCCAGACCAAUAAACAACCAUACUACCAACAACACCCCAAUUCAUAACUCACUCAAAAUGGCCACCCUCCAACCCGGCUCCUCUUUCCCCGAGGACAUCUCCUUCAGCUACAUCCCCCCCACCGGCAGCCUGGACUUGACAACCUGCGGCAUCCCGACCACGUAUAACGCCAGCAAGGAAUUCCAAACCAAAAAGAUCGUGCUGGUCGCCGUGCCCGGCGCGUUCACGCCGACGUGCCAGGAGCAGCACAUUGUAUCCUACCUCGCCCACCUCGCCGAGCUCAAGGCCAAGGGGGUUGACCGGGUGAUUUUCAUUGCGUCCAACGACGCCUUCGUCAUGUCGGCGUGGGGCAAGGCGAACGGGAUCAAGGACGAGUCGAUUCUCUUCAUGUCGGACGCCAACGCGGCGUUCAGCAGGAGCAUUGGCUGGGCUAGUCCCGACCGCACUGGUCGGUAUGCCGUCGUGGUGGACCACGGCAAGGUCGUCUAUGCCGAGGCGGACACCACCAAGGGGAGCAUCGAGCACUCCGGGGCGGAGGGUGUCUUGGCGAAGCUCUAA